Pelmatolapia mariae (spotted tilapia) is the source of this 5444-nucleotide messenger RNA. RefSeq names its product GTP cyclohydrolase 1 (gene gch1). The record is from RefSeq and is a predicted model, not a curated record. Gene Ontology annotation, biological process: tetrahydrobiopterin biosynthetic process; tetrahydrofolate biosynthetic process. Gene Ontology annotation, molecular function: zinc ion binding; GTP binding; GTP cyclohydrolase I activity. The transcript has 6 exons. Gene Ontology annotation, cellular component: cytoplasm. Lineage: Eukaryota; Metazoa; Chordata; Actinopteri; Cichliformes; Cichlidae. Bases 339 to 1109 code for a protein of 256 amino acids.
CAGCACAGUUAGAACUGUGCUCCUGUCUAAGAGAGGUCAGUGGUCGCUGUUAUGUGAUCCGGCCAUAGUAAUAAGCACACUGAAUGCACUUUGUUACCUUCCACAAACUGCAGAAUGAUUCCAAGCAGCAGGUCACAGUCAAAGCAGAUAGCGGUCAAAGGGGGGUCUGGCCCCGCCCCUUCAGAUCUGGCUAGCCAAUAGGAGCUCGCUCUGGAUUAUCCUGCUGUUAUAAAGGAUGCUGAGGCUGCAACCGUGUCGCCCACUUGAACUCAAACUAAAGUACCCGUCAGAAACUGAUGCAACAAGUGCUCAGCUAAGAAGGCGAGAGAACCGCAGCGAUGGACCGCUCCAAGCAGAACAAGUACAGCUCAAACGAGAAGAAGGACAACGGGGACGGCGGCUCCGUGCUCAACGGCCACUUUGACGGGAUGGUGAAGCGGGCAACCGGCGGUCCUCAGGCACCGGGAGCAGAAUCCGCUCCGCACCGGUCGACCUCCGCUGUGAUGGAGAGCUGGAAAGAGGAGCGCACCAGGAGCCUGGAGGACAACGAGAUGAGCUUGCCGUCCCUGGCCGCUGCCUACACCACCAUCCUGCGGGGUCUCGGGGAGAACCCGCAGCGGCAGGGACUCCUCAAAACCCCCUGGAGGGCUGCCACGGCCAUGCAGUUCUUCACUAAAGGCUACCAGGAGAAAAUUAUCGACGUGCUGAAUGACGCCAUCUUCGAUGAAGACCACGAUGAGAUGGUGAUAGUCAAAGACAUCGACAUGUUCUCCAUGUGUGAACAUCACCUGGUGCCCAUCUUUGGCAGGGUUCACAUUGGAUACCUCCCAAACAAGAGAGUUCUGGGCCUCAGCAAGCUAGCCAGGAUUGUUGAGAUCUACAGCCGUCGACUACAAGUUCAGGAGAGGUUGACCAAACAAAUCGCUGUGGCUAUUACAGAGGCACUGCAGCCCACUGGGGUCGGAGUUGUCAUCGAGGCAACUCACAUGUGUAUGGUGAUGCGAGGCGUUCAGAAGAUGAACAGUAAAACCGUCACCAGCACCAUGCUGGGGAACUUUAGAGAGGAUCCAAAAACCCGUGACGAGUUUCUGAGGCUCAUCAAAAGUUGAGGGGGAUGAAGCUACUCGUCUUCCUCCUGUUGCCUGGGGUUACCUCCAACCUACAUGAACCAGCUGCCGUGCUACCUGCGUGUGUGUGUGAGUGUGUUUGUACGAGUGUGUGCGUGUGUUUGUUUCCAUCUCACCAAAGGCAGAGGCGAGUGUUUUCUGUGUUAUUGUGCUCAUCGGAUAAAGUGAAUUGUUACCUCUGUGAUUUUAGUGCGAGGCCGCUGGUUUACACAUUGUUUGCUUUUAGACGACGGGACAGACUUUGAGCCCUUUUGUGUUGUGUGUGUGUGCUCGUCGUUCAAAUAUCAGUCACAGGCCUCGAGGAAAAAUGGAAGGACAGUUUAUGGAGAGAAUUCCAUCCCUGUAAAAGUAACCGGUCCUUUUAACUCCUCCGGAUACUCACUGACACAAGUAAAUAACACAAAGACAAAAACAAACUAACAGCAUAAAAAUUUACACCAGUAUUUCCUUAAUUAUCUGUAAUUUUGACACUAAGCGGUUCAGAUUUUGUUGACUGAAAGCCAUAAAAAACAAAACAAAAAAACUUUUAGGUUUGAAAAACUCCUGAAAGGUUAGGAAUCAGAAUCCAAAGAAUGUCCUCACUAAAAGUGGUGCCUAUGUUAAGUCAGUAGAUUCAGAGAGAACAUCAAGCAACACUUGGCAGCUAACCCUGACCAAAGUGCAUUAGAAAAACAUCAAAUAUUUCCAUUACAGUCUAACAGCCCAGAGGAGUCCGUGUCACUACAAGCCCUUUUUAAAUUAACGGCUUCAUCUGUCUAUUAAUGUGGUAGCACUUGGUCAAACGUGCAAACUCAGAUACUUGUAGCCAAUGUUCCCUCUAAUUUUUCAAGUGUCUGAGCGAACACACAGUCUCCCUGAGCAGUCCGUGAGCAACAUUAGACGUGUGCACUGUGGUCACGCCAGCAUCGAAUCCAUCCAAGUUACAUGGUUUAUUAAAAUAAUCAAAUUACAGCAUUUACAUUUAUGUUAGACUACUUUUAAUUAAGUGCUUUAGCCCACUUACAAUGAAAAUUUAAAAGAAAUCUUGUUCAUGACCUGUGUAGUAUGCCAACACUAUUGGAAGUAAAAAUAACUUGAACUCCAAUUUUGAAAACACAACUUUCUUUUGUUUUCUGACUUGUAUUAUGAGUAUGAGUCCGUGGUCUGGGAGAGAGUCUUGUAACUCUCUGUCUGCAAAAUACAGUAUAUAAUGACAAAUGUUGGGCAAUUAAUUAUAUAGUUACUUCUUCAAAAAAGUAACUGAGUUUUGUAAACAAAGUUUUUUGCAGCUGUUUACCUAAAAAUGCAGCCAAGGCGGUUUUUUAAAUAAACAUUUUAAAAUAUUUACAGAACAAUCAGGUGUUCUGCAUCAAAUCUGAUGCUACACAAAUUAUUAGUGCCACUCCAAAAAAUAAUCUCUGUCCACUAUGAGAUAAAGGAGAACAACAGCCUGAUACCUGCAGGCCUGACAACAGGAGAUGUAUCACUCCUGUAACACCUGUAACAUUCAGCAGUCGCCUCAUUGUUCUGACACACACAACAAAACUAUUGACUACACUACACACUAACUACACAAGAUUUGCGCUAAACGUCGCAAAUCUCAAAACACCACCGUCACUCCUAAAACUUCCCCCUUCCUAAACAUCUAGAUGCCAUGUUGCCAUAUCAUUUUUUGAUUGGUCCACAUAGUACAUUUUUCCACCAAUAGGAAAGGCUGAAGGGGGGGGUGUUGUUUUUGCUCACAGGCGGAGAGUGCUUUUGAGCGUUUUCCUUAUAAAACGCCAUUUUUACCGUUUCUUCCCGCAGUAAAUAUAAACAACAAUAGUAUUCAGGAAAAAAAACAAACAUUGCAUAUAUUUUUUUAUCAUAACUCUGGUUUUACAUGGCCUAUCAACACAAUUUAAAAACUGGUAUAAAGUCCACACUUUUUCCGUCAAUUGUUCCGUCUGUCCUCCUCACAUCUCCAAUGGUUGUACACGUUGUCAUUAACGUGGCUUCACUCCACAUCAGCCACGCCGCUUUGCUAGCUAAAACACCAGUGUCGGCACAUAAGGACGCUGUCAUAGCCUGUCAACGACGUUGAUUAGCUGCGUAUAUACGAAUGUGAAUCGCAUUAUUGGCUGGACUAUGGGAUAAGGCGGCAUCGUUCUAAUCCCAUACAGGAGCAGCCAGUCACUUACUAACACUGCAAAACAGAAUUGUUAACGUAUUUAUUUUAAUUUCAAUUCAGGUUGGAUUUUUUUUUUUGUGCGCAAUGCAGAUUUUCUGUGCGCAGAGACCGUGCCAGCAGUGCGCAAUUGCGCACGCGCGCAGCUUAGAGGGAACAUUGCUUGUAGCACUCUAGUCUGGACAUUUUACUUCUCACUGCUGUUGUGACCUCAAAUAUACUAGUUUUCGCUAUUGUCUGUCUACUUUUUCCUCAGUAAGUAGAUAAACCUGAUUUUGAGGCCAUUCCUCUCAACAGAUUGGUGCUAAAGGUAGAAUUAUCUCAUUAACUCGUCAUUUGUUUGAUCCAGUAAUGGUUCAACACGGGUUUCAGAGCUGUGUGCCUGAGACGACCAUAUUUAGGAUUUCCCCUCCUUGUGACAUCAUACAGAGCCAAUGGUAGAAAAAAAGGGCCUGAAGCCAAUCAUUUAGAGCAGCCUAUAUCCUGAGCUUGUACAUACAGUGAAAAUGGCCGUGUUUAAUGUAAGUGUCCACCAUUCGAACAAUAUAUAUGACAUAAAAUAAGGACAAGUGUAACAGGUUCAGUGCAAAGCUUUGAAGGCCAUUGGUCAAAACAUCCAAAAAACCAACAACCUCUCAGCAUAUUAUAAUUCAAGUGGUCUGAACCUUCUCUGGGCUCUCUUUUCAGGCUUCAUAAAGUCUUUAUAAACUAAACCUGCUGACUAAUUUUUAAUAUAAUGUUUUUACAUAUAUUAAUGUAUCUCCAAAUUUUAGACUGACCAACCAUUUUAACAGUAUCACUCUGAACUCUGGGGCCUUUCCAACUACAUUUAUUUGAAAAAAAAAAAAAAACUAAAAACAAAGUAUAAAUAGAAAACGUAAUUACAAACAGCUGUAGCCCUGGAUAAGAUUUUUUGUGUAAUCGGUUCAUGUGUUUGAGCUUUAAACAUGCUGUUUGGCACUUUAACACUGUGUCACCCUUUAAAAACCUCAUUUCUAAAAUUUGCUGUCACAACUUUUUAGCCCUUCAGUCUGUUCUUUUUUUUUUUUUUUAUUAAUUUACAACUCAAAUUUAAAUUAGAGUCUUUACCAUGACGUAUGUAUUAUUAUUAUUAUUGACAUUAUUGUUGUUGUUGUAUUAACAUAAUUUUAAUAUCAAAUUGCGUGGAAUCAUCAAUGGAAACAUUCAGACUGCGUCUUUACAUUACACCAGUGUUCUGAGUUUUAUUUGAUUUUUUUCAUUGUCAUUUGUUUUAAGGUCCUUUGCAAGGGCCUGCCUUCAUGUGCCAACUCGCUUCUCACAACAAAACCAAUCUUUAUAAACCAAACUGGAAUUUGUCAUUUCCACGAGAGGCAAAUGAAGUGUGUGUGUGUGUGAGUGAGUUAGUGCGUUUGUUUGUGCAUACAGUUUGCAUCCCAGCAGAUGAACAGUGUGGUGACAGGUGUGUGUGUUGUUCAUACUUUUACAUUUCAAUGCAUCACAAUUGUCCCCAGACAGAUUUUGGGAGGUUUUAACUUGUGACGUGCAACAUGAUGACUGGAUAUGUGUGUGUGUGUAUGUGUAAGUGUGUGUGUGUGUUGGAGUGAAGAUGGGCGCUAACAAACAGCUCUGAUGUUGUUUUUCUGGCCUUGUCAAGAAGGAAAGCCUGUUCAUUGGCCCCUUCGCCAUCAUUGUCACAUCAUGUACUGUGUUCACGUUGAAGACUUUUUAAUCAAAGAAAAUAAACCUCUGUGUGACAGCAGCGCCCAUGUCUUUAUUCACAGCACACACAUAAGUUUACAUGUAAGUUUAUUUCCUUUAAAGCUUUCCGUAAAUUCAUGCAACAUUAGCAGACAAGGAAAAUGUUUGACUUUGGAAGUUUCGUGUUCAUGCACCACUUGCAUUUUAAGUAGCUAUGAACAAUAUUUUACUAUGUAAAGUACAAAAGCUACAAAAAGUUUAAUAUUCAAUUUCACAAAAACAUUUGCUUCAUGACGCUACAAUAGUACAGGGAAACAACCCCCUAUGAGUGAGUACUUGGUGACAGUGGGAAGGAAAAACUCCAUUUUAACAGGAAGAAAUCUCCAGUAGAAACAAGCUCAGGGAGGGGCAGCCAUCUGCCGUGACUGAUUGGUGGUGAGGAGAGGGCGAAGGACUAAAGCAGCUAAUAAAAUCAAUUUAUCCUAAGUACA